UGUAUUUUAACAAUUUUCAAUGAAUGAUCGACCCGGAAGUUAAACAUAGAUUUGAACGCAGAUCCUGUAUGUUGUCAACAACACUGGGGCCUGUGGCUCCUCUCAUCUUCAAACAAGAUGGAGCAACAUCAUGGGAUCACGAAAGCCUUCCCCAAAGUUAAAAGAGCCAAAGUGCUACAAGGAAGGGAUGCUCCCUCACAAAAGAAAUCAAAAGCAGACGAUUGUGAUGUUACAGGAAAUACUUUUAAAGGAGUGACGGCAUACCUUCUGUCUACUGGAAUUGGAAAUGCAAGAUGCCAGAUCUUCCAAAGACAGAUCCAGCAGUGGGGUGGGCAAUUGGAGAGUUCCCUGUGCCCCAGUGUCACCCAUGUGGUCGUGGAUGACGGCAUGGACAGCGACAGGGCUCUGCGCUUGCUGAAAGUGGAUUGUAUGCCCUCUGGUGUCCAUCUAGUGAAAUGCACUUGGUUGAGCAUGUGCAUCAGUGAGAAGAAACUACUGGAUGUAGACGACUACAGCCUUCUUUUGACCAAGAGGAGCUCAGAAGCAAGGCAUUCAAAAACAAAAAAGGAAUCGGCAAAUAUCACACCCACUGCAGAAGCUACCAUAGAACCAGUGACUAAUCAUGCCAAGCAAGAAAAAAACAUAAACAUGUCAAUCCCAGAGAGCAAAGAACAAGUGCGUGGAGAUGAAGACGGCGUCUCUCAGAAAGACCUGGAAGCUCUUAUUACUGGCCUGCAACCCAAAGAAGAGACUCAGACCACAAGCCUAAAUCCUGUUCCUGACGCCACUGCUGGUCAAACACCGGUCUCAGGGAAGUGGGUCUGUGCUCAGUCUUCUCAGUGCAAAACUAAUAACUUCAACAAACACAUCACUGACAAGCUUGAAAUGCUGGCAAAGGCCUACACACAUCAGGGGGACAAGUGGAGGGCACUGGGCUACGCCAAAGCUGUAAAUGCACUGAAGAGCUACCACAAACCUGUUGGAUCAUAUCAGGAAGCUUCCCAGAUCCCUGGAAUAGGAAAGCGCAUGGCCGACAAAAUUGAAGAGAUCAUGGAGAGUGGUCACUUGCGGAAGCUUGAUCACAUCGGAGAGGCUGUGCCAGUUUUGGAGCUUUUUACCAACAUCUGGGGCGCAGGAGCGAAAACUGCACAACUUUGGUACCAACAGGGAUUUCGGACUUUGGAAGACAUUUGCACAAAAGCCCACCUGAGCAACACUCAGAAAAUAGGACUGAAGCACUACGAUGACUUUCUUGACCGAAUGCCCAGAGAAGAAGCAGCAGCGAUCGAGAAAGUGGUGAGGGAUGCUGCCCUAUCCUUAGAUCCAGGCUUUGUGGCCAUGGCAUGUGGCUCCUACCGUCGGGGAAAGGCUACAUGCGGAGAUGUUGACGUGCUUAUAUCUCACCCUGAUGGCAAGUCCCACAAAGGCAUUUUCACCAAAGUGUUACAGAUCCUCCACGACACUGGCUUUUUGACAGAUGACCUGGUGAGCCACGAGGAGAAUGGAGAGCAAAAGAAAUACAUGGGUGUGUGCCAUUUGCCGGGACCCGGCCAGCGCCAUCGCAGGCUUGACAUCAUCGUAGUACCUUACGAUGAGUUCGCUAGCGCACUGAUGUAUUUCACCGGAUCAGCACACUUCAACCGCUCAAUGAGAGCCCUGGCAAAGACAAAGAAUAUGAGCUUAUCAGAGCACUCCCUGAACAAAGAUGUUGUGCGCCAAGGUAGCUUAAAAGUACAUGCUGGCACUCCACUUCUUACACCGACAGAGAAGGAUGUUUUUACGCUGUUAGGUAUACCGUACAGAGAGCCCCAUGAGAGGGACUGGUGAUGACUUGGUAAAGGUAAUUACAGGUAUGAUUUUAAAAGGAGAAAGAUGAUCAUGUUGAUAAUAGCGAGCCGUCUGAUAACAUCAACGACAAUGGCUGAGGAGUAGAUCUGGGGCAUAGUUCACAGAGUUACCACACACACACGCCGGCUCAAUGACAAAUAAAGCUAUUUCUAUUUCUUACUAUUUUCUAAUCAAUAAUGGAAAUACAUUCAUAUCCAAAUAACCUAUUCAAAAGAAACUGUCCUGUCCUGAAGAUCAUGUUUGACUUUUAUGUUAGUUAACAUUUUGCAAAGGAAAGGGCUGGGCUCCUUCUGAUUAAACAUUAUGACACUUUAGACCAAGUUGAAUUUCAAUUUAGAAAAAUUGGAAAAUUACAUUUUUAUUUUUGUACGGAUAUAUACCAGGAUACAUUUUUAAAAAGCAGUAAGAUAUUUCCAGAAAUGAAAUUAUGAAGUGUAAUUUCCAUAAAUCAUGAAAGACUGGUAGGAAAGGUUGCAGAGACAGAUAGUCCCUAACUCUCUAGGGACAUCUUAAGAUAUCUGCAGGGAUUAAAAAAAAAAAAAGUGAAUCAACUUUAUACUGUGAAGAGAUUUUGACACAGGAGGAUUCAAUUAAAUUUUAUUUAUAUAGCGUCUAAUACAACAAAAGUUGUCUCUAGACGCUUUCCAGAGACCCAGAACAUGACCCCCGAGCAAUCAUUACAUAAACAAUGGCAGGUAAAAACUCCCAUAAUGCAGAAAAACCUUAAUGGAUGCUUGAUGCAUGACAUAUUUUUCAUGAACUCUGACUUCUGAUAUUUUAAUAUAGUAAAUGCUCACUUGACUGUGCCAGAUGGGUUACUGGGUUGAGAAGGCGCCCCAUGAACAGAGCCCGCAGUCUGCAGUCUGCAGUCUGCACAGCUGGCUCCAGGUCUGAUUCCCAGUUCUUUGAUGAAUGCCUUCCCUCUCUCUGUGACCACUAUCAACAAAGACCAGUGGGGCCAAAAAAAUCUAAUAAAAACCAUAA
Molecule: messenger RNA, 2832 nt
Organism: Cololabis saira (Pacific saury)
Lineage: Eukaryota; Metazoa; Chordata; Actinopteri; Beloniformes; Belonidae
Gene: poll
Product: polymerase (DNA directed), lambda
Exons: 9
Coding region: 118-1827 (569 amino acids)
Biological process (GO): double-strand break repair via nonhomologous end joining
Cellular component (GO): nucleus
Molecular function (GO): DNA binding; DNA-directed DNA polymerase activity
Source: RefSeq, a predicted model, not a curated record